This is a messenger RNA of Thunnus maccoyii (southern bluefin tuna), 3079 nucleotides long. RefSeq lists its product as uncharacterized. The record is from RefSeq and is a predicted model, not a curated record. Gene Ontology annotation, biological process: positive regulation of cell size; positive regulation of translation. Bases 210 to 2243 code for a protein of 677 amino acids. NCBI's taxonomy places the organism in Eukaryota, Metazoa, Chordata, Actinopteri, Scombriformes, Scombridae. The transcript has 2 exons.
AGCAGAUAAAAGUUUUGGAAACAGAGUAGGAGAGGGAGAGGGAAGGGGAAAAAUAACGAAAAGAUAGAGCAGAUACAGUCCAUGUUAAUGGCAAAGGUAGGAGGAGAUUCAUGGAAGAAAAGGAGGAAGCUCUCUGUGUCUCAGGAGUCCUCCUGUUCCUCUUCUGCUUCUUCUUCUUUCUGUGAGGCUGCAAGACAUCAUCCAUCACCAUGUUCUCUGACAGCAGGGCUCCAGCGCCUGGGGAGCAGAAAGGCUUCAAGCCUCACGCCCCUCACUUCAUCCCGUGGCUGCGCAAUAGUCUGAAGCCCCACCACAGCAGUGACCUGGGGCUCAACGGACCAUACAAAUCCAACUCUGAGGCCCGCAGCAACCUGACCCCGCUGGAGAGAGCCAAAGGGAUUGGGUUCUUCUCCAUUCAGGGGAAGGACAGAGCAAAGAAGGGUGAGCUUCGGUGUAAUGGCGUGGGGAUGGCGAGGAUGCUGCCAGUGAUGCUGAGGGGGCACCACAUCCUGCCAGGGAGUCUGGGGAAGCAAAGGGAGGACAGUCCUGCCAGGUGGAACCAGUCUCCAGAGCUGGAACCAGACCCCAACACACAGAUCAGCCCAGGGGACGGGCCGCAGGGUCUGGGCAACAGCUCCACUUCUGCCCAGAACAACCACACCUUUGUUAGCAGCCACCUGAGCCUCCUUCAUGCGCAGAAUGACGCGACUAGCACCACAGUCAGGAAAUAUGGGCCACUGAUGGGACCCCCUCCGGUUUCUGUUCCUGCACUACUGGCUGAGGAGCCAAACUGUAAGGUGCCUGUUGUGGCGUGCAUGGAGGACAGGAGGGGGAAGGUGUGGGACUACGCCAGCCACACUAUUCGUCAGAGAGACCUCCAUUCAUCCAGCUGGCUGAGCUCAGACACUCAGGGAUUAAUCGAGAGGCAGCACGGGUUCAGUUCCAGCUUCAGCUACAUCAGCAGGAACUCCCAGAGCCAGAAAGACCUGACAGCGCUGAGGGAUCCACCUGUGGAGGGUUUCAAUGGCCCCCUCAACGGAGUCACCUUCUCCACAGAGGUUCCACAGAGAGGCCUGGGCUGUACCGCGACUCUACGAGGCCCCAGGAAACCCAGACCGAGCUCAGAGCGCAUUGCGGUCCUGGGCCAGAACCAGACAUGGGUCCAGCACAAACAAGCAAACAGAGAAGGGGAGUCACAGAGGAAGGAAGCAGGCUGUAACAGAAAAGUGGUCCGAAACCAGAUUAAACGAGUGGUGGACAACCUGGAACAGGUUCUUGCAGCGCUGAGGGAUGUUCACCAGGAAAUGAAAGAGGUUGUGCAGCAGAUCGACCAUCUAACCUCGUCCAUUGAUCUGAAUGAGGAGGAGCAGCAGCAGCACACUAGCAGAGGAGACAGAAGCCCCAGUUCAGGUUCCAGCUCCAGCGAGGUGUUGGUGGGCAGCACUCAACAGAGGCCCUCAGAGCCUGAAGACCAGCCAGGAACCACACACUCAUCUGGCACCCUCAGGAGAAAUCAUCGCACCAGGAGCCAAUCUCCACCAAAUGUGCAGAUGUGCCCAGUAAACUCUGGAUUUUCAUCAGAGAAGACUCGAACUCAUUGGCUCACCAGUAGUCUCCCUUCGGCAGUUUCCUCAGUUAAGAUCAGCAACCCACCUCAACUCCAAAACCUCACCUCUCAUGACCUUACUUUGUCUCCCCAAAGAACCCUCCUGGUUCGGCCUCCCACUCCUGGUCUCUCCCCUCUAACAGUAAACCUCCAUCACUCCAGCAGCCCUGGUUCUCAGCCUCAUUCCCCUGGUCACUGCUCCUCUAUCGGGGUCAGCCCUGUCUCCCCUCCCUCCCCUCUGUCUCCAAAGUCUCAUCCACCCCCUGCCCUUAGCCCUUCUGUCAUCAUAGAGACCAAAGUCGGAUCUUACCAGACCCCACAAAGCGACCACCCAUCUGCUGGUCCGCUCUGUCCAUCACUGACCCAGCCUCCGUCUGCCAGCUGCCCACCCACUGACUCAGAAACUCAAACUGUGUCCAACACCGACAGAGAGAGGGGAGCAUCCUCAGCAGGGCCCGUUCAGUUGUGCACCACCCCCGCGGCCACAACUAAACCAACUGCAGCACAGGGCCGCAGAGGUCGCAAGCCUCCACCGUACCCACACCACAAACUCUCUGAACAGACAAAGAAAGUCAAGGAGCCCCGCAAAGCUCCUCCAUACCCCGAGAAAAGAAGACUGCUCUCGACCACAGUGUGAGACAAAUGCAGCAGGAGGGGGAGGCUGAUCGAACAGAGCCAUAUUCACAGCACCAGCCACGAGUCUGCAAGAGCGGAGAGUGAUUUAAGGCUCGCCAAGUUGAGCUGAGACCAAGUUUCCAAGGUGACAGGACUUUAGACGCAACUUGGGGUGAGUAUGCUAGGAGAAACAACUUGGCUUAGCUCUCCUUCUCUUCAAAUCUCUUGAGGACAUAUGCUGAACAUACACAGGGCAUCAUAACAUCUGUCUGGGUUAAUGUGAUGGUAACAAGAGCCCCUGUACAGAUGCUCACUUUGCACCCCACCUCUCACACUCCCACAGAUUGCACAGUUAAAAAGGGCAAAGGAAGAGACCUAAUUAGUCAGAAAUAUGAAGGAAAGUGCAAUUAUUGCAAGAUGACAGGAAAAAGUAAGACCUUAUUACUUUAGAGCACUUCAAUCUAUGAAGCCAGACACAUUCACUCUCAUGUAUCAGCAUUGUUUGGGUUAGAUAAUUGCUUUCAGGAGUCGUGAUGGUAUAACAAGAACUCAUGCGGGGGAAGCGACGCCAGAGAUCUGUGGAGAUUUGGAGACAAAAAAGGUCUCAUAAUAUGAGAAACUUAGCGAGGCCAGAUAAGAAGUGAGCAGGCCGAGUGGCCUCGAGCUGACUAGGUCAACAUCCCGGCACCUGGGUGCACGUCAGGGGAGACAAGAGGCAGCUGGCCAUUCGUUGUACCCUUCACUGGGCCCCUGGUGUUACAAAAAUCCCAUCUCCUUUGCUGCCUCUGGCUUGACCGACCCGGCCACAAUCUCCAUCUGUUCCCCUCCAAACGUCAGGAGAUGCAAAGAGAGAGAAAU